This is a messenger RNA of Pseudopodoces humilis (Tibetan ground-tit), 1078 nucleotides long. RefSeq names its product G protein-coupled receptor 55 (gene GPR55). Lineage: Eukaryota; Metazoa; Chordata; Aves; Passeriformes; Paridae. Gene Ontology annotation, cellular component: plasma membrane. Gene Ontology annotation, biological process: positive regulation of Rho protein signal transduction; phospholipase C-activating G protein-coupled receptor signaling pathway. The record is from RefSeq and is a predicted model, not a curated record. Gene Ontology annotation, molecular function: cannabinoid receptor activity.
UUUGAAAGAAAUACUGCAAUCAGCCACCAAAGAAUCUGUUUUCAAUCGGGCAGAAAUGACCAACACCAGCGAGAAUUGCAGUUUUACGGCCGUGGACAGCUUGGCAUGGACGGUGCAGCUGGGGAUCUCCAUCCCCACCUUCAUCCUCGGGCUGGUUCUCAACAGCCUGGCCCUGUCUGUGUUCUGCUGCUUUUGGAGGAAGCAGACCAAGACCUCUGUGUACAUGAUCAAUCUGGCUCUGGCAGACGUCCUGCUGCUCCUCUCGCUGCCACCAAAGCUGUACUACUCUGUCACCACGGUGCCUGGCCUGCUCUGCUCCUUCAUACAGGCUCCUUACUUCGUCAACACCUACACCAGCAUCUUCAUCAUUGUCUGCAUCACCGUGGACAGGUACAUCUGCAUCAGGCACCCCUUUGAAGGCCGAGCUAACCAAUCCCCCAGGUGGGCUCUCUUGAUUUGCUGCUUCAUCUGGGCAGUGGCUUGGAUCUGCAGCAGCCCAAUUUACGUGUUUCACAAGAAGGAACCCAUUAAAUGCUUUCACAACAUGUCAGCCCAGACGUGGAGCGUUCCCUUCAUUGUUUCUGUGGAAAUAUUUGGGUUUCUGAUCCCACUCGCAGUGAUGGUUUUCUGCUCUGCUCAAACCAUCUGGAUUCUUCUGAAUCACAAAACUCACGACAAAAAGAGUGUGGAAGAAAGCGGCUCCCUGCGGGUGAUCGUGAUCAACCUCGUGGUGUUCCUGGUGUGCUUCACACCCGUCCACCUCGGGAUCUGCCUGCAGUGCCUGGUGAAGCAGCAGGUGAUCGUGGGCUGCACAAUGAGGCAGACCAUCAGCCUGUUCCUCCAGGUGUCCAUGACGUUUGCCAACCUGAACUGCUGCCUCGAUGCCAUCUUCUACUAUUUUGCUGCAAAGGAAUUCUGUAAGAAAGCACAGCUGAAAAGGGUCAUUGAGCUGUGUCCUGUCUUUAACCCCUGUGCCAUGCGCUGGCACUGCCGGCACUGGGAGAGCUCCCCUUGCCAGGACACCGAUGGUGCCACGCCUGGCACGGCCACAGGGAGAAGGACAAUGUGUUCCCAGUGA